Molecule: messenger RNA, 1384 nt
Organism: Toxorhynchites rutilus septentrionalis
Lineage: Eukaryota; Metazoa; Arthropoda; Insecta; Diptera; Culicidae
Product: corepressor interacting with RBPJ 1
Exons: 3
Coding region: 242-1216 (324 amino acids)
Biological process (GO): negative regulation of DNA-templated transcription
Cellular component (GO): nucleus
Molecular function (GO): transcription corepressor activity
Source: RefSeq, a predicted model, not a curated record
CAAUCAAAGUUUCACACAACCAAAACCCGUGAAUCUUCCCACCUUCUAUUCUUCAUCUCGUUCUGAUUCAUUCAUGUGUUGACAUAAACUGUCAAAAAUAUAAAAAGAAACGUCGCAGUGCACUGAUUGAUAUUUCGUGAUCUCUUUCGGGCCAAAAUAAGCAGAAUUUUGUUUGCGAACCCAAUCUCCUUGUUCGAAAAAUACUAAUUUUCGUGUGAUCGUUAAAAAUCUAACUUUCACGAUGGGUAAAGGUUUUAAUAACUACAUGUGCAAAAAAUUCUUCCAUCCUGCAUCCAGGGAUAAUUUGAAACGGGUAUGGAUGGCCGAACAGCAAGCCGAUGCUUACAAGAAAAAGCAGGAAGAACUUCGCAACCAGUACGAGAAGGAACAAGAGCUGCAUGACAAUAAAGCUAUGCUUAGCAAGGAGAGCAAGGACAAGCUGAGCGUAAACUUCAUGUACGAACUUCCCCCGGGAAUGAAGAAGGAACGAGAAAAGGAGACGUCGGACGAAGCUGAGUACAAAUUCGAGUGGCAGCGGAAGUAUAAUGCGCCGCGUGAGAGCUACUGCAAGGGCGAUACCGAGAUCCGGGAUCAACCGUUCGGUAUUCAGGUGCGCAAUGUUCGCUGUAUAAAAUGUCACAAAUGGGGCCACAUUAAUACCGACAAAGAAUGUACAAUGUAUAGUCUUUCGAUGAGUGAGGCAAGGAAAAUGCAUUCCGAAGCUGAAGCGAACCAGUUGCUAUCCAAGAAUGAUCUAGAGCAAGGGCUUCGGGAGGAUGGACUUGCCAUGAAACGAAGUGCCAAGGAGCUAGCAACCUCGCAUCAAUUGGUUGAAGAGCCAGGACUGGACAAAAUUCAAACUGAAACAGAUUUCCUGAAAUCAUUGACCACCAAACAGAAGAAGAAGCUGCUGAAGAAAUUGGAGAAAAUCGAGAAACGUCAUAGGAAGGACAAGAGGAAGAAACAAUCAAGCUCGAAUUCUAGCGGUUCAUCAGAAUCGUCAUCUGACGAAGAGGAAGAACAAUCCAGGAAGAAAUCCAAGAAGUCCCGUCGCAAACGCGGAGCGAAUUCUUCCGAUUCGGAUGAUGGCGAUAGAAAUAGAAGGAAUAGGGAUAAACUUCAUGCAAAGUCCACUUCCAGUCAGAGCAUUCGUAAACACAGCAGAAGAGAUCGUUCCCGUUCCCGGAGUCCACGCCGCGAUCGCAAAAGGCAUUAAGGCAUUUUCGAAACGGAUUAUUAACUCCAGAAUACAAGCAUAGGGUUUUAUUUUAUCAAGAUUUAAUCCAAGUUAUCCAUAUUCAAUGUAACAUAUCAAUAACUCUAGAAAGAUUUUAGAAGCCAUCCUGUUCCGUAGCGAAAAUAAAUCGAAAGUAAGUUCAAUUUA